AUGAAGCCUCGUAAGACGCACCUCAAGUCACGCACAGGAUGUGCUACUUGCCGAGCGAGGCGCAUCAAAUGCGAUGAAUCUAAACCGCAAUGCAUCAACUGUACUCGACGACAGGUCCGUUGUGACUUUUUGGGAGCCGCGUCUUCGUCGCAGACUUCCCCAGGAGAUUCUUCACCGCAGGUGGCUCGCAUCUUGCACGCUCUUUCAGAUAGCGAUGCAGAUGGCUCUGUCGAACAGGAGCCCGAUUCUCUUCUGAGACUGUUUCCGACAGAUUGCCCGGACUUUUCGAAACAGGAACGCUUCCUGAUCGCACAUCUCUGUAGAAUCAGCGAUGGCCUCGUCGCGGUCGGCAUGGACACGCUUGAUUUUGGUUUCUCUGUGGUGCCAGAGGCUCUCCGCAUAGCGGUCGACUGUUCAUUUGUUCGACACAGCGCCUGUGGCCUCGCAAGUACUCAUCUAGCACUUCUCACUCAAUCCUCCAGUAUCGUACACCUCGCCUACUACUACAAGUGUUUGGCACUUCGGGGACUUCGUGAGUCGUUGCGAGUACUCAACCAGGAUAAUGUUGACGCCAUGAUGGCUGCAUCGUAUCUGUUGAGCUGGCAAGCCUCCCAAAGCCAGGAGUUUAUGCAAAUCAUGAAAGGCGUUGAUCUGGCCCUAAACGAAAUGGAAAACUUCGAUCACAAGUCAAAGCUCCGUAGUCUCAUUCGAAACCCAAGUAAGCCUAGGGAGCUCGAGACAGGCAAUGCAGGAAUUGCGCCCAAUCCCUCCGAGAGCUCGGUGGAACUGGUUUGUUCAACGCUGAGGGAAUUGCAAAAACAAGUCAGCGACGAACCUGAGCUUGUUCGUGGCACCAAGGAGUUGAUCAACUUCAUGCAGAACUUGCGAAUAUCACCACCAGGACCGACAGCUGAUGAGCACCUCCAAGCAUUGCAUCCUAUUCGUCAUUGGGUACAUUGGCUUCCAAGAUCGUUGACCAGUCUUUCCGACUGCGAACCGCUUCCUCUGGUCUUUCUGGCACAUUACCAUAUGGUAGUUUUAGCAGUUGAAGCGAUUAUCCCGGCCGCGCCCAACUUUCUCCUUGCGUCCAAGCGUGUGGAGUACAUCGAACGACUCGAAGCAAAAAUCGGCCAAGUGUAUAGUCCGCCAGAAAAAUUGCCCAAACAACCCGGCACUCGCAGACGAAGACAAAGUCUCGAGGACCUGCUGUCUGGCCCAGCGGCUUUUGCUCGGCAGUACAGGUUGACGAAUCUGCUGUCCUCGGAGCGUCCUCCAUUGCGGGGAGCGGAUUCCUCAUUCUCGGAUUCGGGCACAGAGCCGCAGUGGCAGGACCCUGGUCCUGCCAACUUCACUCUGUACCAAUAA
Messenger RNA from Aureobasidium namibiae CBS 147.97, 1365 nucleotides. RefSeq lists its product as uncharacterized. The transcript is spliced from 5 exons. Gene Ontology annotation, biological process: regulation of transcription by RNA polymerase II. Lineage: Eukaryota; Fungi; Ascomycota; Dothideomycetes; Dothideales; Saccotheciaceae. Gene Ontology annotation, molecular function: DNA-binding transcription factor activity, RNA polymerase II-specific; zinc ion binding. The record is from RefSeq and is a predicted model, not a curated record. The coding region runs from base 1 to 1365 and encodes 454 amino acids.